This is a messenger RNA of Knipowitschia caucasica, 3114 nucleotides long. The record is from the annotation of a GenBank genome assembly. Lineage: Eukaryota; Metazoa; Chordata; Actinopteri; Gobiiformes; Gobiidae.
AUGACCCUGGGCGCUGUGUCCUCCUCGGAGAGCUCCUCCGCGAUCAGCUUCUGCGCCUGCUGCGGGGAGAAGAUGAUGCCCUACUUCAGCGAGGACGCGGUGGUCAACAAGAACCAGAUCAACCAGCUCAUCAGUGAGAGUUUCCUCACAGUUAAAGGAGCCGCUCUGUUUCUGCCCCGAGGGAACAGUCCGACCCCAAACUCCACACCACCACGCCUCAGCCAGCGCCACAACAAGCACACCGGUGACCUCCAAAAACAUCUCCAGACCAUGUUCACUGUGCUGAGGCCCGAGGACACGAUACGACUGGCCGUGCGUCUGGAGACAGCCUUCCCUCAGGUCACACGUUACAUGGUGGUCGUCUCCACCAACGGUCGUCAGGACACAGAGGAGAGCAUUGUGCUGGGCAUGGACUUCGUUUCCUCCGAUAGCUGCUGCUCUGUGGGCCUCGUGCUGCCUCUGUGGAGCGACACACUGAUCCACCUGGAUGGAGAUGGUGGUUUCAGCGUGUCCACGGUCAACAGAGUUCACGUCUUCAAGCCAGUUUCUGUCCAAGCCAUGUGGUCCGCUUUGCAGUCCCUCCACAAAGCCUGCGAAGUGGCCCGGUGCCAUAACUACUACCCCGGGAGCCUGUUCCUUACGUGGGUCAGUUAUUACCAGAGCAGAAUCUCCUCCAGUCAAGUCUGCGUCAACGAGUGGAACGCUAUGCAAGACGUGGAGUCUCACCGCGCCUCCUCCCCGGUCCUCUUCACUGACCUCCCGACGGAGAGAGAGCGCACGGAGAGGCUAAUCAAGAUGAGACUCCGAGAAAUCAUGAUGCAAAAAGACUUGGAGAAUGUCACCUGCAAAGAGAUCCGCACAGAGCUGGAGAUGCAAAUGGUUUGUAAUUUGCGUGAGUUCAAGGGGUUCAUCGACAACGAGAUGAUCGUAAUCCUGGGACAGAUGGACAGCCCCACGGAGAUUUUUGACCACGUUUUCCUGGGCUCCGAGUGGAACGCUUCUAACCUGGAUGAACUGCAGAACAGUGGAGUGCAAUACAUCCUGAACGUGACCAGGGAGAUUGACAACUUUUUCCCGGGAUUGUUCGAAUACCACAACAUCAGAGUUUACGACGAAGAGGCCACCAACCUGCUGGAAUACUGGAACGAGACCUACAAAUUCAUCACAAAAGCAAAAAAAGCCGGUGGCAAGUGUCUGGUUCACUGUAAGAUGGGCAUCAGCCGCUCGGCCUCCACGGUGAUCGCCUACGCCAUGAAGGAGUACAACUGGGACCUGGACACAGCUCUGGACUACGUCAAAGAUAAACGCUCCAUCACCAAACCCAACCCCUCCUUUAUGAAGCAGCUGGAGGAGUACCAGGGCAUACUGCUGGCCAGCAAACAGCGCCAUAACAAACUCUGGCGUUCCCACUCUGACGGCGACCUCUCAGAUGCAACUACGGGCAAACCAGCGGCGGGCACGCUGAUGCGCUCGGACUCCCACAACAACAGCAGCGGCAGCAUCCUCUCCUCCCCCUCCUCCCCCUCCUUGCACCACUUCCUGCAAGCUCUCGCCUCUGACCCACCGACCUCCUCCUCCUCCUCACCUGGAUCCCAGUCGAGCGACGAGGGCGACCCAGCAAACCACGAAGAGAGCCGUGCACCGGACACACUUCCACUCCCGCAGGCUGCGACAGUUGUGCCCGAAGACGCCGCCGUAACCGUGCCUAUAGCUUUACCUCACCCCCCUCCCUCUGUUCACAUACUCCCAUCCACGCCCAAAAUGCAGCACGCGCAGCUAGCCGGAACGCAUCACGCCAAUCCAGUGCCUAAGCUCUCUCUGGACUUGCCGCGUAAAUGCAGCCUGGAAGACUCAUCCCCGCAGACGUGUGGCUCUACCGAUUCCGAUAUUAGAGAUUUGUCCGAUCUCACAAGCGGAAAAGUGACUCCUAUCAGUCCAGUCGUCUUGGCUCCUGGCAUUUCACCUAACGAAAGCAACGACGACAACAACAACCCAAGUCAUUUGAGCUCUGACGGCGCAAUGGAGGGUCGCGGCGAGGCGGAUGGGUCUUCUACGCACAGCACGGACAGGAUAGACUUCUUCAGCGCACGGGAAAAGUUUUUGGGACUGGCCCAAGACGGAAGGCCGCAGAAGCAAGCGGAGCAAGGGACAAAUUCAACACUGCCCUCACCAACUGCGGAUGAAAACAAAGAACCGGAGGCUAAAGAAGAUGGAAUCACUCAGAAAGAUGACCAUCAGUUUGAAGACUGCUCUCCUCCCGCCGACAACUGCAUAUCAGUCCGCCAUAUCGUCACGGAGAUCGAAGCCAUAACUCACCCAGCGUCUUCCCCUUCAACCAUCACCACCUCCGCCUCCUCCCCCAGUCUACUACUCCUCCUCCCUCCCGCCGAGCCUCACCCAGAGUCCGGGGUGGAACCAGCCCCUAUCAGCCCGCUUCACACCGCUUCCAUGCUGUCCAGCGAGUGGCCGAUCGGAUCCGUGCGGCGUGCGACCAAGCAGCUGGAGCAAAAACUCAAACAGGAGAUGCUGGCCACGAGCCCUCGAUCGCCGCUGCAUUCCCCCAGUAACGAAAGCCCGCUCGCUCGCGCUCUACAAGCAGAUGAAUGCUCAGACGCUCAGGGAGAAGACGAAUUGCCAAAUUGUAGUGACGGAACACACGUUAAAAUGAUAGACACUUCUGACUUUGCUGAUUCGAGCCAAGAUGUAGAGGCAAGACUACGCCAAGCCGGGCUAACCCCGCCUUCGCUAAUGAAACGCUCGGCUUCUUUGGCCAAACUGGACUCACUGGAGCUGUCCGCGAACGACCUGAACCACUUGGACUUAACCUCCCGCACGAAGAUAUUAUCACACUCCAGAAACUCCCAGUUCUACGCCGACGACACCUGGAAGAAAAAGCAGAAAGUCCUGGCGCAUUUGUCAAGAAUUUUACCUCUUUCGUCCAACCAAAACGAGCGAGAUGAGUAUCGGUCUUGUUGCCAAAAAGAGGACGAAUGCGACGGGGUGGAGUUUGCACAUAAACAGGGAAAAGGACAUUCAACUUCAUCCAGGCAUUGUCGCAAAAUAUCCGUGGAUAAAAAGCAUAGAGCUGUCACUGUGCUGUACAAUACAAUGUAA